AUUGGCUGCUACAUGUUCCGCAUCGACGACGCCGAGGUGGUGGACGCCACCAUGCACGGCAGCGCCGCCCGCUUCAUCAACCACUCCUGCGAGCCCAACUGCUACUCCCGCGUCAUCCAGGUGGAGGGGCACAAGCGCAUCGUCAUCUUCGCCCUGCGCCGCAUCCUGCGCGGGGAGGAGCUCACCUACGACUACAAGUUCCCCAUCGAGGAACCCGCCGCCAAGCUGCCCUGCAACUGCGGCGCCAAGCGCUGCCGCCGCUUCCUCAACUGA
Molecule: messenger RNA, 273 nt
Organism: Fulmarus glacialis (Northern fulmar)
Lineage: Eukaryota; Metazoa; Chordata; Aves; Procellariiformes; Procellariidae
Product: histone-lysine N-methyltransferase 2B-like
Exons: 1
Biological process (GO): positive regulation of DNA-templated transcription
Cellular component (GO): histone methyltransferase complex
Molecular function (GO): protein binding; histone H3K4 methyltransferase activity
Source: RefSeq, a predicted model, not a curated record